Molecule: messenger RNA, 1831 nt
Organism: Trichomycterus rosablanca
Lineage: Eukaryota; Metazoa; Chordata; Actinopteri; Siluriformes; Trichomycteridae
Gene: klhdc2
Product: kelch domain containing 2
Exons: 13
Coding region: 334-1632 (432 amino acids)
Molecular function (GO): protein binding
Source: RefSeq, a predicted model, not a curated record
UGGUGGUGGUGGUGAUGUCUAGUAUCCCUAUAGCUGUUCAACUUAGUUGAGAUUUUGCAGUUUUACAGGCCAAAGGGUUACAAACAAGGACUGGACUUGCAAGGGCUGUGUCAAAACCACUGCAGCAAAAUGACCCCAACAUUGAUCCACCAGACCCCUUAAUGUAGUAGGUCAAGCAUUCAGGCUUGUACUGUUCUCUUGGCGUAUGCCGUACAGGCACAGGCAGAGUUGUAUCUCAAGACACAGUGAACCCACCUAUGCUAACAUCUCGCCAUAUAGUUUUAAGACUGGCAUUACCAUAAGCAGUUAUUUUUUUAUUCAGUGCUGGGAGAGAUGGAGGAAGACAGAGACCUGCAGGUCCUCCAGGAAGUGGAGGAAGACGCUGAGGAUGAAGAGGACAACGAUGACGAGGCUUUUGACUGGGUUGCACAGGAAGGUGCAGGAGAGCUGGACCUGCCCGCUGAAGAAGAGGCUGAUUCUGAGUUUAUCUCGGACGCCCCAGCUGAGCGCAGCGGCCAUGUGGCUGUGAUGGACAGGAACUGCAUGUAUGUCUGGGGAGGGUAUAAGAACGCUGAAGCACCAGGCUUCUCCGAUUUGUACCUGCCGAGGCAUGAAAUCUGGAUAUUCGACAUGGAAACCAGAAGAUGGAGAAGGCAGGUGUCGGGAGGGGACCUUCCUCAGCCGAUGUCGGGAAGCUGCGGCGUAUGCGUGGAGGGCGUUCUGUAUCUCUUUGGAGGCCAUCAUGCUAGAGGGAAUACUAACUGGAUUUAUCGUCUCCCUCUGAGGGCCUCCAGCUUCUGCUGGGAGAGGAUGAAGGACCUGAAGGGUUUGGCUCCGACGGCUAAAGACAAACUGGGAUGCUGGGUAUACAAGAACAGGUUGGUGUUUUUUGGUGGAUACGGCUACGUGGCACCGGCGGGCCAUCGAGGAACGUUCGAAUUAGACGAGAAUUCGCUCAUGGGUCACCACCAAGGACGAGGCUGGAACAACCACAUUCACGUUCUCAACCUAGAAACGUCAACCUGGAGUCAACCAGACACAAAGGGAAACGGUCCUACCCCGCGGGCGGCUCACGCUUGUGCUACUCUGGGAAACAGAGGUUAUGUUUUUGGAGGACGAUAUUUGGAUCAUCGUCUGAAUGAUCUGUACUACAUCAACCUGGACACCUGGGAGUGGAGUGAAAUGUCUGUACCUCAGCACGGUCCGGUGGGCCGCUCCUGGCACUCCUUCGUCCCCGUGUCCUCCGACCACGUCUUCCUGUUCGGCGGCUUCACCACAAACAGAGAAACGCUGAGUGACGCCUGGCUGUACUGUGCGGCCACUAACGAGUGGAAGCAGGUCGACCACGGACACACGAGGAGUCCCAGACUGUGGCACACGGCGUGCGCCGGUCCGGACGGGGAGGUCCUUGUGUUCGGAGGCUGCGCCAAUAAUCUUCUCUCCCAUCAGCAAGCAUCGCACAGCAACGAGUUACUGAUCUUCAGCGUUCAGCCCAAAUCACUGCUCAGGUGCUGCAUGGAGGCCGUUGUGCAGUACAGACAGCAGCUGGAGAGCAUGUGGGACUGUCUGCCCAAACAUCUGCUUCACAUCGUCCACCAGAGAAUCGGCACAGUUAACACCGAAGGCUCCUAGAAAUCACGGACACGCGCGUGCGCUCUUCCCUGAUUUAGUGGUGGACGGUGGAACGGCAGCUGGCGCUUAUCCGCAGGGAGGCUUGCUUGAGGCGGGCAGAGCUCAGACGCACAGACUACGCACGGGUCAAUUGGAGUCUGAGCGCUAGUUGGCUAAGCAUCCUACAUUCAAUAAUAAAUAAAGUUGUUUAUUUACUUGC